AUGAAUUUUGUGCUAUUCCUUUUGUUUGGUCUUAUCGCCGGAGUGAAAACAGAAGCAAACAAUACGGAGGAAAUAUGUCUUAUGGAGAUUGAUGAGGGACCAUGUAGAGGUAUCAUGAGAAGAUGGGCAUGGAACCCGGUGGAAGAGCACUGCGAACCAUUCGAGUACGGUGGUUGCGGAGGCAACGGCAAUAACUUUGAUUCACAACUAGAAUGCCUAGAUGAAUGCUGGAACAAGCAUGUCGACGAAAAAUACAGGAAAAAGCCUGAACCGAGAUGCGUAAAAUAUAUUGUAUAA
Messenger RNA from Necator americanus (New World hookworm), 297 nucleotides. RefSeq lists its product as uncharacterized. Gene Ontology annotation, molecular function: serine-type endopeptidase inhibitor activity. Lineage: Eukaryota; Metazoa; Nematoda; Chromadorea; Rhabditida; Ancylostomatidae. The transcript is spliced from 3 exons. The record is from RefSeq and is a predicted model, not a curated record. Bases 1 to 297 code for a protein of 98 amino acids.